UACUUUAUGUUCAUAUUCACUUAACGUAUUGCAAGAUAGAUUUAAUGAUCUUAAUAAGAAAUAUUAAUUAUAACUUUCAUUAAUUGCAAAGAACAAUAUAGUUCGAUGAUUUAGUUAAAUAAGGGAAACAUUUUUUAUUGUUACAAGUGCAAAGUUGUUAAUAAUUCUGCGUUAUUAAUAUAAUAUAAUUAUUAAUAUAACAAACAACGCGAAAAUAAACAAAAGGAGGUCAAGAAAAUGUCUAUAAAACAGUUAAUUUUCAAUGUACCAUUGAAGUUAAGAUUUCAAAAUAUUGGUGCAAAAUGUUACUUUUCAAAGGGAAGUACAAUUAUUGAAUCCGCUGAAGAGAAACCUAUCUUUAUAGAAGAGCAAGAUAAUGCUGACUUAGAAAGAAAGAGAAAUAAAUCAAGACUUACAGAAGCACACAGGAAUAUAUUGUUAGGGAAAAAACCUUACGAUACACCACAAGAUCGAUUUCAUGAGACAGUCAAAUACAAGAAACGAAUAUUAGGAAGAUAUGGAAUGGAAGCUUUAGGAGUACCUGCAGGAUUGGCUUGGCCUACUCCUGAAGAAGUAGAAGACAUGAAAGAGUAUGAAAGUCUUGCACAUCCAUUAAAUAUUCAAGAAAGAUUACAACAGAUUAAAGAAAAAAAGAAGAUCGAAGAAGAGGCAUUGUUAGCUAAGCAAGCACAAAUAGAAAAGAAAAUGGCCACUAUGAAGCAAUUAAUAGCUCAGGUACAAGAAAAAAUAGCUCAAAAGCAACAGGCAGAAUUAGAAGCUAAAGAGCGAAAGGAACGUAAGAUUGAAGAGAUUAGACAUAAAUUGAUAGCUCAAGGAACUAUGUCUGCAACAAAACUAUCAGAGGCAGUGAGUAUGGCAGAAAAAGAUGAGAAGAAGUUGAAGAAGGAACUGAAGAAAGCAAAGAUGUUGGAGAGAGAAAAGAAAUUAGCAGAAAAAUUGCUUAGAGAAUCUGAAAGUAAUAAAGCAGAGGAAGACGAAGAUGAAACAGAUUCUCAACAAAAAUAAUUAAAAAGCUACGAAACAGACGGUUUGAUGAAAACGUGUUGUAUUGUAAAAUAAUUUCUACAUAGUAAAAUGAACACUUUACAAACA
This is a messenger RNA of Bombus pascuorum, 1113 nucleotides long. RefSeq names its product large ribosomal subunit protein mL64 (gene CRIF). NCBI's taxonomy places the organism in Eukaryota, Metazoa, Arthropoda, Insecta, Hymenoptera, Apidae. The transcript is spliced from 2 exons. Gene Ontology annotation, cellular component: nucleus. The coding region runs from base 238 to 1026 and encodes 262 amino acids. The record is from RefSeq and is a predicted model, not a curated record.